Messenger RNA from Kogia breviceps (pygmy sperm whale), 993 nucleotides. RefSeq names its product neuropeptides B and W receptor 2 (gene NPBWR2). Gene Ontology annotation, molecular function: neuropeptide binding; neuropeptide receptor activity. Gene Ontology annotation, biological process: neuropeptide signaling pathway. Lineage: Eukaryota; Metazoa; Chordata; Mammalia; Artiodactyla; Physeteridae. Gene Ontology annotation, cellular component: plasma membrane; neuron projection. The record is from RefSeq and is a predicted model, not a curated record.
AUGAUGGGGGCCACGGGGCCGGGGGGCCUGGACAGCCGAGGCUCCCCCUCGCCAGGCACAACGGGCGCCGGCCUUUCUCGGGACGACGGCACCAGACACAGCGUCACGUUCCCUGAGCCGCUGCCGGCUCUCCGCGCUCUCCAGCCAGUGGUGUACUCUGUCACCUGCGCCACGGGGCUAGCGGGCAACGCAGCCGUCAUCUGCGUGACCCUGAGAGCGCCCAAGAUGAAGACGGUGACCCACGCGUUCACUCUGAACCUGGCCAUCGCCGACGGACUCUCCACACCGCUGCUGGCCGCCACCGUCGCCGAGCACGUGCUGCAGCGCCGGCCCCUUGGGGAGCUGCUCUGCAAGCCGGUGCUGGCCAUCGACCACUGCAACACCUCCUCCAGCGUCUACUUCCUGGCCGCCGUGAGCAUGGCCCACUACCUGGCGGUGCUGGCCGCGGUGCGGUCCCGCCACAUGCCCCGGCACGCUGUCCGCAGGGCCCAGAUCGCCAGCCUGUGCAUCUGGCUGGGUGUCACUGUCGCAAUGCCGCCCUUCCUCACCUUCCCCAGAGUCUGCAGCGAGGAGCUGCAGGUCGCACGCUGCGGGCUGAGCUUCCCACGGCCUGAGUGGGCCUGCUUCCAGGCGAGCCGCAUCCACACGCGGGCCCCCACGUGCACCCUCUGUGUUCUCUACGCGGACCUGCUGCGGAGGCUGCAGGCCCUGCGGCUCCACUCCGGAGCCAAGGCUCUGGGCAAUGCCAAGCGCAAGGUGAGUCUCCAGGUCCUGGCUGUGCUGGCCGUGGGCCUGCUCUGCUGGACGCCUUUCCGCCCGGUCUCAGUCGUGGCCCUGACCACAGACCUGCCCCAGACGCCUCUGGUCAUCGCCUCCGAUGUCGUCACCGGCCUCAGCUACGCCAGCUCCUGCCGCAACCCCUUCCUCUAGGCCUUCCUGGACCACAGCUUCCGGAAGAGCCUCUGCACCACGUUCCAGUGCCCGGGGACAUGA